This is a messenger RNA of Lentinula edodes (shiitake mushroom), 1364 nucleotides long. RefSeq lists its product as uncharacterized. Bases 142 to 1065 code for a protein of 307 amino acids. NCBI's taxonomy places the organism in Eukaryota, Fungi, Basidiomycota, Agaricomycetes, Agaricales, Omphalotaceae. The record is from RefSeq and is a predicted model, not a curated record. The transcript has 9 exons.
GAUCAUCUCCUCCAAGGCCGACGCAUCAUCCCUACAAGUGGAGACACCCCCAUGGUUUAAGAGCCUUUAAGCAAUGCUGCGAUUCAUUGUCAAGGAAACCUCAACCCUGGCCAAUUUUUUUCGUAUAUAAGACCAGCCGCGAUGUUGAUUAUUCCCCUCACGCGCUGGUUCGCUCUUUCACUUCACAUCGUCACCUUUUUUCACAUCAAGUGCCAUUCGAUUCGAAAAAAAUUCCCGUCAUUGAAAAUGUUACUCUCUGAUUUUCUUUGCUCUUUCGUAAUAAUGCUAAAUCUGUGGUCACCUUUGGCUAUAUCGACUGUCCGGGCUGCUCCUUUGUCCUUGAACGAGACACUGAUUGGGAGGAUGGUCGACGGGGACAAUAACCCUUCGCAUGCUGCGUUGUUAGAAGGUUGCAACGAUCCACAUCCACUCGCUAUCCGAGGCGAAGGCCAAUCAAAGGUCAGAGAUAAAAGCGACAAAAAAAGCAAAAAAGUCAACUCGCAGUCUAACGCGAUUGAACCCAUUCCCGUUUAUUUCUUCGACUGUGGAUCAUUGGUACCUUUCCAAGACGCAACGCUCAAGCCUGGUUACCUCUAUAAAUCUGCAUGGUAUCUGGAAUUGGACCCUGAUCGCCCAGGCGUGUUUCGACCUCAAUGUAGAAAAAAGUACAGAGUGACAAAGUAUUGGCUCGCACCCCAAAGAGAAAAGCUGUUGGACCUGAGAACUUACCCACAGUCGGAUGCUAAUCAAAUAAUAUCGACAAACAUGGAAAUACAAGCGAAGUUGGAGAAGUUGAAGAAGUCUUCCAAACUUCCUGGAACUUUGCGCCAGCAUAAAGAGACGAUGGAUGCAUAUGAUGUCGUUAUAAUGCGUCAACCUAGUGGAGAAACACUGUAUGCUGCGCUACUCAAUGAGGACGCCACUCGGUUACCAACAUUGAAGUAUGAUCAGCGUCAUGAGGCACAAUAUUUGGAGGAUGCCUGGAAUGCAAUGAAACAUGCAGAAGGAUAUUCAGGAAGUGCGGUAGCCUCAGACAAUGAUGGGGAUUGGAGCACUGAUCAAUGACGACUAUGCUUCAGUUAGUCAAAGAAGUCGAUUACAUCGAUAUCUUUCUCCGAUCCAGAGCGUCGAUACAUACUCACUUGGAUAUGUGUGUACAAUUGCGGAGUAUAUUCGAAUGGAGCUAGAAUCCACAACCACAAACCUGGGGCGCCCUCCCGAGUCUGAUCAACCUUCAAUGCCAUUUCGGCCCCAUGCAAUCGAUGCAAACCGCGAUAGUGUGGAGUGAGCAGGCGGACUGUUGUUGAGGCCGCCAUCACACGCGACGUCGCCAUACAGGUUUACAAUUGACAUCAUUUCAGGAC